GCCUCAACGGUUUAUGAUGAUGACCCUACCCCCAUGAACCCCCUCAGCGUAUGAUCUGUUUCUUCGGUUUUGCUUCCCCGGAUCAAACCACUUCUCUGGUUUGUUCUCAUUGUCUUGUUCUCUCCUCAUCUCAGCCUCUCGUUUGAUCUGUUUCUCUCACCCCGUGUUCCCCAUGCAGUCCCCUCGACAGAACCUCCAUCGGGAUAUCUAGUUCCCUUCCUCCUUUUGGUCUCCUCGCUCUGUUAAAGAGCAUGCUAACCGGUACUUGGCGCACUCCCAUCCACGGCUCACCUUUACGCCUCCUCUCCAGCAUUCGAAACUCUAUCACCCAUUUCCCCACCGAGUAGCACUCAACGUGCGUUAACAAUGCAAGCUGUUCGUUUAUCCCUUUCCGAAGUCCGCUUGUUUAGUGUCCCCUUUGUCCGGCGGUCGUCUGUAUCUCUUUUCCCCCGGUCAACACAAUACCCAUCACCCCCUUGCGAUCUCCGUGAUGCCCCUCAACAACACCACGAAGCAGGCCGCGGCCGCGACAACAGAGGUGGAAACACCAAAGGAUUCUCCAACUAGUACUACGAACGCCCAAUCACCCUUGGUAGACACGAGCCCUGCUCCGACGACCACAGCCAGCAGAAGGUCUUCUUCGUCCGAUGGAUACAUAUACCCAGACUCACCAACAUUGGGCGCCACUCGGUCAAGUGGAACAGCAGGUUCAACAGGCACGAACGACGAUACUGAGGAGGAUAACGAUAAGGGGCCCUGGGGCGUUCCGAAGGUUCACGAAUCAGUAGGAAUGGCCACGCCAGUUGGGCAAGUUUACCCCUUACGGCGGAGCUCACGAUUCGCCACGGCCCCUCGCACCCAGUUCAAAGCCAGCCGAACUCCGCACGGCCUCCCUUUCAGCAGCAGCUGUACCCCAGUCGAGAAAGACUUGGAAGAGCUCUAUAUCACAGACGAAUGCAUCAUGAGCAGCCAAGAAGAAUAUCAUUCACCGCAUCAGCCGCGCCUCGAGGCUGGGAUCCUUCCCGAACCCCCCCCUGACUCGUCGUUCAUCAGCGACUACCAAGAUUAUACAUUUAUGCGGAGAGCCCAGUCAAGAGGCCUGUUUGGCAUGAUGGAGACCAUCACCGAGUACUCGGAGGAGUCCGAGUCGAUCCACUGCGGUAAAGAAAAAGACGGCGAAGACGAGGUAGCUGUACACCCACCGCCCCUGGCCCACAGCUAUUCUUCCAUCACGGCCACCACCAAUGUCUCUCGGCCGUCUACCAGACGCGGACGUGAAGAAGAACCCCGCGAACCUCUGGACAAAAGUGAGCCGGAGCCACUGGCACUCGAGGACCGGCUCAACAUGCAGGCCUAUGUUCGUGCCAUGGUCAUCUACGGAGGCGGCGCGCCAGAAAGAACGUCGUCCAUUCCCCAACACAUCCGCUCGGCGCCAGAUGAUGGGUCUAUUGGGAGCCUGGCCAGCAUGCUCACGGCAUCAGACGCCAGUCUCAGCACUGGUAUUAGCACCAACCUCACAACCCAGGAGAGUGCCGUCAGUGCGAGGUUGCGUCAAGAGCUCGACCUCAUGUCUUCGGCAAGAGGAGCUCCGGCUGGCCCUGGGAGUCGACCAGCAACGGCCAUUGGCAACACCGGACUCCCGGGUAUCGACACCUCCAAUCCUUUUGCGUUUCUUGCUCCUCGAUCUAGUUCUCUUGUCAGCACCUCCACCAUCACUGCCUUCAAGCCAGAACCCAAGCCAGAGGCUAUUUUAGAACCUACCUCAGACACCGAGGGAGAGAAGAGGGUGCCAAAGGACUACCUCGAGGGGCAAUGGAACGUCACUCCCGCGUUUCCCGACGAGAGCAUCCUCCACUUCCUCCAAGAGCCAUCCAAAGCGAAAGAGGGUCGCUCAAGCAACACACCCUCAUCGUCCUCCUCCAACGCUACCGAAAGAAGCACAAGCACGGUGAAGCUGUCCUCGCUCAAGGAAGAUGGCGGCCCUGAAGGGAUCGAGACAAAGUGGGGCUCCGAAGAGACCCCGAAGCCGGAGCAGCCACCGGUACUCUCGUCAGCACUCCAAGAUAAUGUGCGUCGGUGGUACCUCGAAGAGGUCAUGUUCACCCGCAUCAUCGCCAAGGCAUCCGUCAGCAUACGAUCCAUGCCGGACAUGUCGUACAUGUUGGUCCCCGAGACGGUUCGAGCACAGAUCCGGCGGCUGGGAGAGCCGCUCAUCCAGUUUGGGUAUGAGAUCCAGAGGUACUGUCUCGAGUACAUCGAGGGAUAUGACUUGGCGUGGGUGAUCCUUCAGUGGCAGCAGGGCCAGGAGGGGCGGGAUGAUACGCCCGAGGGGAACACGAAAAGGUGUCAGAGGGACAGCGCAAUCGACAUGUGUGACCCCCGAGGCUCGCCGGACUGGUCGCACGCGGGAAAUAGCCAGAGCAGAGCGCGGGUCUCGACGACACGGCUCCCCGCCCAGCUUCAGCUUCCGCCGGUUGAGGAAACGCCGAGGCCUGAGAAGCUGCCUAACGUCCAGGGAUGUGACGAUGUGCCAUCAAACGACACCCCCAGCCUCGAAGCCGAUGCUCGGUCCAACACCCCAUCCCCCACCGCAAGCAGCGAAGACACCCACGCCAGCACGACCCCAUCAUCCCCCGGCCCGCCUCUCAAGCCCCGCCCACGACCGCUGACCGACGAGGAAGAAGACCAGCUCGUCCGAGCCAUCAACGCCGUGGUGACCGAGCUCACCCACCUGCGCGACGACCUGGACGAGAUCCACGACCAUCUAGCCAAAAUCAAAGUCUCCCGCCUCCCCACGGCCGAAAACACCGAGGAAACUAAACAGAGCUUCCACAAGCUCUACAUCGAGCUCGUCCCCCGUAUCCCCACCCAAAUGGACAACCUCCUCGCCCUCAUGGACGAGAAGACCAAGGUCAUAGCCACCAUCCUCGACGGCGGACCAGAAGGCAACCCCACCAUCCGCGACAUACACACCAUCCCGGAAAUGACCAUGGCCGGCGGCCUCGGUCUAACCUCCAACCCGUCCUCUCCCAUUACCUCCCCCUUCGUGUCCCCCCCCCUCGUGUCCCCCUCCCUUUCCCCCUGCCCCGUGGCCCUACACGAACGAGGUGAAAACCCCCCCCCCACAACCCGCCUCAAAACCCACCUCCACCACCUCCUCCACACCUCCCAAAAAACCUACCCCUUCCGCCUCGCGUUCGCCCACGCCCAUUUGUACACCCUCCGCAAACUCUACCACUGGCCCCGCCUCGACCCCUUCACCUACCGCUCCCUCUCCUCCCUCGAGUCCCGCCUCGAGCGCCUCCGGAAGCAGGACCGCGUCAACGACGGGGCCGGCCACCUCUGCGCCAUGUCGCACUCCGUAUUGCGCAUGGCGCACGGGAUCCAAAACCGUCAUCGACCCCAACAACUCGACCCGGGAAAAGGGGGUCAGAGAGACAGUAAUCGAAAAGACUCGCGACGAAAGGGGGGGUGGAUUGGCCAGCAUGAGUGGGAGGUUUCUCGAUCGUAUCGUCGGGAAGGGGAAGGGGUGGUCGUCUCCGUGACGGACCUGGACAAAGAUGUAGAGAGAAAAAGAUCUGUUAGAAAGUGAGGUGGGUCGUGAUCAUUGAACAUUGUCUUGAAAAGGGAACGGAUUGGGCGUAUCCGCCUCCGUUUACCUUGGGCAGAAGAAGGCAGCAGAAGAGGGUCGAGUUGGGAGUCGGCUUUGUGCCCGUCUCUUUGCGCGUGGUGCUGUUCUCGUCAGGCUAUCAGGAGCUGGGGGGCAGCUGAGCAAAUAAAAGACCUAUCAAGGUGGGUAGGGACAGUGAUUUGUAAUAGCAAACAGAAAGAGGAACUGACCUGGAAUGUAGAGAAUAAUGUCAAUUCUGCACCGUACUGUAUCCCUGACUUGAUGUGAGAUUGUUGAAUACAUUGCUGUGUGUGUGAUGUAAAGAGAAGGCUUUAAAACAACGCCGCGACAAAACACCAAACCAAUACAACAAGGACACAUACACACAUAGACAGAUAGCCAUCUAUACCCAUUCACAAAAACCCAUGUCUUCUAUCCGUGGCCGAGAAAAGCAGCGC
Molecule: messenger RNA, 4068 nt
Organism: Podospora bellae-mahoneyi
Lineage: Eukaryota; Fungi; Ascomycota; Sordariomycetes; Sordariales; Podosporaceae
Exons: 2
Coding region: 491-3592 (1033 amino acids)
Source: RefSeq, a predicted model, not a curated record